This is a messenger RNA of Populus nigra (black poplar), 1959 nucleotides long. RefSeq lists its product as uncharacterized. The record is from RefSeq and is a predicted model, not a curated record. The coding region runs from base 1 to 1959 and encodes 652 amino acids. The transcript is spliced from 2 exons. NCBI's taxonomy places the organism in Eukaryota, Viridiplantae, Streptophyta, Magnoliopsida, Malpighiales, Salicaceae.
AUGGAUAUCAACAACUUGUCCAAACGUGCUCAAGAAUUGUGGAAUGAAUGGGAGAUUCGCUCACUGAUUUUGUUAAGUCUCUUUCUCCAAAUCUUGCUCAUCGUCAUUGGAAAUCGGCGGAAUGUUUCCCGUAGCCAAGGAGGUUCGGGAACAAAUCGCAUCAAUCCAACUCCAAACAAUAUUCCAGCAUUUUGGGCACCAAUUCUCCUUGUACACCUUGGUGGCCCUGACACUAUUACUGCUUAUGCACUGGAAGACAACGAAUUGUGGUUAAGGCACCUUCUCCAGCUAGCAAUUCAAGCUUCUACAGCUUCUUAUUCCCUGUUCAAAUCAUGGGGUAAGGAUCCACUCAUAUAUAUAGCCAUUCCCAUCUUUGUUGCUGGAAUUACCAAGUAUGGAGACAGGGUUUUGGUUCUCUGGCUAGCAAGCUCCAAGAAGUUUAGGGACAUCCAAAGUGAAGAAGUGGAUACUUUCCAGAGCAAAUUUGACAAUAAAUUUCCAUCUGUUGGCUUUUUUGACAUGUCUGAGGAAGACUUGAAUAAAGGUUUAGAAUUUAACAACAUAAUACCCGAGGCUGUGUAUCUCCAUGAAGCACAUUUUUUGUUCCAAAUGUUCAAGAUAUUUUAUGCAGAUCUCGCGCUUAGCCAUUCUAGCCAUAUGGAAAGCUAUCUUAUCCUGAGAAGCAAGAAGAAAGCCACAGAUGCCUUCAAAGUGAUAGAAGUCGAGUUGGGGUUUAUGUACGAUGUGCUUUUUACAAAGAUGACAAGUGUUUGUUCAACGCGUACUAUUCUUCGCUCCAUCAGUUUCCUGUCUUCUACUUCUGCAUUGGUCGCCUUCUCGUUGAUGGUCGCGAACAAGUGUGCCUAUACAGAAACCGAGGUAAUUAUAUCAUACAUCUUGCUGGGAGGAGGAGUGGUUCUUGAGAUAUAUGGAGUCAUCAUGCUUCUCUUAUCUGAAUGGGCUAUGCUUCGGCUUAGCUUGCCAGAAAAGCCAUGGGCCAAUGCUGUCUAUCAAGCUAUCUAUUCUGACAACAACAAAAGGUGGGAAAGGAACAUGGCACAACACGACUUAGCAGAUGCUCAAAUAACCAAGAACGGAUCAGCUUUUUGGACGAUGGUCAUAAAUUCGUUGGCAUGUAAACCAACACCCAAAGUUUGUUUUCUGAAGUUGAUAGGCAAGGAUAACAUUCAAAGUUGGGAGGUUAUCAGUGACGAAUUAAAAGAAUUAAUUUGGGAAUACCUCAUAGACAAACGUUCGAGAUAUAGUCAUGAAAUGCCUCAACCUGAUCCUGGCAUGAAUGAUUUGAAGGAGAUAUUGGCAGAAAGAGGUGAUUAUGUGCUGAAAAAGAUGGGAUGCCUUGAAGAAUUUCGUUGGGCUGUGGUUGAAAUAGACUUUCAUGGGAGCCUCCUUUUAUGGCACAUUGCCACUGAUAUUUGCUAUCAUGAUGAUAUUCACAAUAACAAAGUUGAUGCAAAUAAUCAACUUUGCAAAAUGAGCAGAUCCUUAUCUAAUUACAUGUUGUAUCUUCUAAUUGAACUUCCAAAUAUGCUGCCUAAAGGGAUUGGUGAGGCAAGGUACAAGCAAACCGGCAUUCAACUCACCGAAUUCUCGACGAGGUGGAGAUCGAAAGAAACACCACGUCCUCAUUGGCGUUCUGAAGAGUUUAUGAAGGAAAUCAAAAACCUUGAAAGCAACGUGUCAAUGCUACAUGAUGCUUGCAAGCUCGCCAGGAAAUUACAAUCUCUGGAGACGCCAGUAAAGUGGAGGAUGAUAAGUCAAAUAUGGGUGGAGAUGAUGACUUAUGCAGCAUCUAACUGUGGAUGGAAAGAGCAUGCUCAAGCACUUACACGUGGUGGGGAGCUCCUCACUCGUGUGUGCCUUCUCAUGGCGCAUCUGGGUUUAAGCGAGCAGUGUCUAACAACUGCAAGCACCAGUUCCAGGGAAGCUCAUGAUGCAUAG